AUGCAAUGUAUGGCGCGACUCAUAGUUUCUCGGCUUUUGGUCAAGGACCGCAACAUAGUGGUCCCUCAGUUGGUCCAACUCAAGCACCGCUUCCAACCCACCAUGGACAUCCAUCUAACAGCCCGUCAUUUGGGUCAAACCAAGCGUUCUCUCCAACUCCCCAAGGACAGCCUAUCAGCCCCUCCACCAUCCCGAACCAAACAUCGUUCGCUAGCGGACAAACUGAGCCUGACCAACUCUCCCAGUAUUCCACCAGCUGCGCCAAAAGAGAAGGUCAAACGUUCGAUAUACGUUCCAACUGAAGAACACAAGGCUACUCGGAGAGCCAACAAGAUUCACGUUUAUCUUAAAGACCAGACCAUCCAGAGGCAACCAGACCACAACUUCCAGAUCGUCACCACGUCAGCCCUAUAUGCCAUAGACCAGGUGCCUUUGGUUUUGGCAUGCUUGGACAAGUGGAUGUUCCGACCAGGCGAUCUCUGGAUCAACAAACACCUCGAAAACCUCGCCAAAACCAAAGUCUGGUUCUUAAACACACAAAAUCAGUGGGUUGAGGUGACGAAGAGCUAUUUUGAAGACAACGCAGCAACCUAUCACCCUGUACUGGAACAUACCCAUGUUCUCACGCAUACGAAGAACAGAAGAGAAGAGCCAGCAUGGCUCACGAAGAAGCAAUUCUUCAAGCGCAGGGAUCAGGAGAUGUACGUUAACCCACCAUGGCCACCAAUACCGGGAAGUUCGUCGGAAAUUAGGGCUAAGUCCCCCGCUCCCAAUUGA
Molecule: messenger RNA, 777 nt
Organism: Laccaria bicolor S238N-H82
Lineage: Eukaryota; Fungi; Basidiomycota; Agaricomycetes; Agaricales; Hydnangiaceae
Exons: 7
Coding region: 1-777 (258 amino acids)
Source: RefSeq, a predicted model, not a curated record